UAUCGUGAUAGUUCGUAACAUCAACAUCACACACCUCCAGUUCUAGUAGUGUGUGUGCCAUACGUAGACGUAGUGUUGGUUCUACAGCCAGCAGCCAGCGGAGUAGUUCUACUCGUGAUCGUGAACAGUGGCAGCAAAGCAAACGCCAUUUUCUGCGUGCUAUCGCGGGUUCAUAACCCAUUGCGCCGGAUCACGGAUUACACUACUAACUACGACUACGACUACGAACACUACACUCCUCUAGGAACACUACACUAAAAGUUCUGUUAAGUUGUUCUGCUGGUGCUGGUGCUGCAGCAUAAUCUCCACCGACGUGUGUAAAAAAUAUCCAGUAUCCCGAUAUGUUGUGUUGCAAUUUAUUGUAAUAAUUGUUGGUUUUAUAUUGUUGUGAGUUUAUUGUUUCAAUACUGUUUUAAUAAUAGUGCACGUAGUGAAUUUAAUAAUACAGUUUACAAUAAUUAUUAUUAUUACUAUUAUUUAUAUAAAUAAUAUUUGUGAUAUCAGGAUAGAACGAGGGCGAUGCCCGGACACGCGACUGGGGGUGCGUCAGCGGAUAUGGUAAUGAGAGAGCGGUGAGUGGACUUGAUAGACAAAUAAAAAGAGCGAGGCCUAUUGGGGAAAGAUGCCGCUCCCCAAGAGGUUGGUGGAGCCGGUGCACGUUGCCCGUGGGACUAUUCCUGAAGCUUUUCCUCUGCCAUCGGAGCUGGAAGCCGCGACAAAUGGGACCCUGGCCAAUACUAUUAGACAGCUGUCAAGCUUAUCGCGACACGCUGAGGACCUGUUCGGGGAGCUGGCACGUGAAGCUCAUACAUUGAGCGAUCGAGCCAACUCUCUGCAAGCGAGAAUAGAUAGACUAGCGGUUAAAGUUACCCAGCUGGACAGUAAUGUUGAGGAAGUUUCACUACAAGAUAUUCAUAUGAGAAAGGCAUUCAAGAGCUCGGUUGUAUUCGACCAGCAAGUCGUUUCACGUGAUACUAUGCCCACGGCAAUGCGUGAGACUUAUCAAGCAUGUGAUACUCCUCCGCCAUUAGAUAAACUCAAUGUUUACAGAGAGGACGGCAAAGAUGGAUUAAAAUUUUAUACUGAUCCGAAUUAUUUCUUCGAUUUGUGGAGUCAGGAAAUGCUCAAAGACACGGAGAAGAAAAUUCACGACAGAGGAAAGAAGCCCCAUAGGCCUCGGAACGAUGGAGGCAAUGCUGGGGGAGGAGGAAGACACAAGAAACGUGUAAGACAACCUCACAACACGAGGGAGAGACAACGACAGCUUGCUGUUGGACAUGGGGAAUAUAUUAUGCCGACACAGGGUGUUCAGUACCGAACACCGCAUAAUAUUCCGGAUGAAUCACUUCUGGGAAUGGUGAUGACAGAUCCACGACCUCCAAGACCAAAUAGUAUUGAGCUUAGGCGAAGUUAUCCACCGGAUGAGCAACAUCUGUACAGUCCUCCUACGACGGAUCAUUAUAGGGCGGCAAACUAUAUGGCUCAAGGUUACGACGAUGGAAGUUUAUACAGCUCUCAUUAUGCACCUGGACAAGGACAGAUGGGUAAUGAGACGUACCAAAGUCCUGGACCAGGUACACCAAGUCGUGGUGGCAGAUCGAGGCCAUCGCAACCGCCUCCGGCGCCACCGAGUAACGCCUCGAGCAAUUCAACUCCAACAGUGGCGUCAGCAAAUAACACACCGACUCGUGGAAGGUCGAUGAGCACCGGAAGAGAUACACUACCACCACCGCCACCGCCUCCUGGUGAAGUGAUGUCGCCACCCCCUAUAAAUGGGACGAUACCGGCGCACCUGCUAAAUAGAAAUGGUAGUCGUUCAAACAGUCCAUUACCGAGUCAUCAAUCAACACCGACUCCGCCAAAUCAUACCCUACCCGUGGGAAUCGAUGAGCCGGAUCCUGCGCCUCAGGAUUUGCCACCGCCUCCGCCUACUCCUGAUCCAGCGCCAUCACGGCCGAUAUCGCCGCCUUGCAACAUUCCGCCGCCACCUCCUCCGCCACCGCCACCUCCCGUUCUUAAUGGACCCAUGACAUGCGUACCAAUUAGCAACGGUGACAUUGCUAAGAUAAUUGCCAAUAAUCCACCCAAAUUAAAGCCACUCAAGAGUAUAGUUGAUGGACAAUUGAGGAAACCACAAAACCCAAAUAUUCCGAUCGUUGAUCCACGAAAUGAUUUGCUCAAAGCUAUUCGUGACGGAAUUAAGUUACGCAAGGUAGAAAAGAUAGAGCAGAAGGAAGUGGAGCGCGUAAAUGCUUUGAACGACGUGGCGUCAAUAUUAGCUAGAAGAGUUGCUGUUGAAUUCAGCGAUAGUGAUUCUGCAUCAGAAAGCGAGUGCGACAGUGAAGGAUGGGGUGAACAAGACUCGAGUAUCGCGUGACCCGUGUCAUUUCCGCCCACUGCAUCUGCCUCUUAGAGUGAACCAGUCGAUUUAAUAAUAAAUAAUAAUAUUCUUUUGUCUACGUUUAACCAUCAAGAUAUAUAUAAAUAAAUGUAUUAUAUAUCUCAUUCAAAACACUAGAAAUUUUAAAGAUAUUCGCAUUCGAUAUGAUAAUCACUCGUGUAAUUCAUCAGAGCUUUUAAAUUAUUUUAUUAUUAGGCACUUUCUGUAGUGCUGAUAAUUAUUGCGUAGUUAUGGAAUAGGGGCAAAAGUUAUUUAAAUUUUCUUGUACAUUCCGCAGUACUAGCAGUACAUUAUUAUUAAUAUUAUUAUUAUAAUUAUGAUUACGAUCGCAUGGUAAUGGAAAAAAAAUGAACCAUGAAAAAUUAAAAAAAAAUUUCUGUUUAAACGUAAGUAAUAUGUAGAAAAUAUAAAAUAAAAAUCUGCUUUAAAUUAAUGCAUUAUCAUCGAAAGCUAGUUAUUAAUUCAUUAUAAAUUAAUAAAUAAAUAAACAAGUUUUAAUUGUAAAGAUAAUGCGCAAUAUAAUAUCGAGUCUUCCUCAAAGUUUAUAACUAGAGGUGACAAUUAAUGCAACACUAAGUUGUUAUUAAGGGAGGAAAUGGGUCAGAUAUAAAAGAGGAUGUAUUUGUGAUUUUUUUUUUUUCAGAGUAGCUUCGUUAUUAAAAUUCUUAAAAUUUGUGACACUAUUAAGCAUCAUUCCAAGAGUAUUCUGCGAAAUUUUCGUAAAAAAAUAUUUAAAAAUAAACCAGUGGUAGUGGGGAGAGACGAGUCACCUCAAAAAAAAGUUUCCAUGUCAUAGGCAGGGUUACUCAUGACUUUAUCUGAAAUAAAAAAACCAAAAAGAUUUCUUUAGAACGCAAGUUAUAUCUUGAAUUUGAAUAAAGAAAUAAACAAAAUAUUCAUUUUUGAAUUUUUGGUAAAGGUGCAAUCAAAAAACUCUGAUUUUUACCAAAAACUGCUCCUUAUUUCUAAUUAAAAAAUAAAUAGUUUGUCUACGGCAUGGAGACUUUUUUUUUUUAGGUGACUCGUCUCUCCCCACUACCACUGGCUUAUUUUUAAAUAUUUCUUUAUGAAAAUUUAUUAGAAUAUUCUUGGAAUGAUGCUUAAUAGUGUCACAAAUUUUAAGAAUUUUAAUAACGAAGCUACUCUGAAAAAAAAAAUCACAAAAAUAUCCUUUUUUGUAUCUGACCCGUUUCCUCCCUUAAUAAAUAAUAUAAUAAAUAAAAAAACCAAAAUACUCCAUUUGUAAGUGACGAGUAAUGAGUUUGUAAUUAAAUUUGGGUAUCCAAAAGGAGUUAUUAAUUAUUAUUAUUAAUAUUAUUAUAUAGUUAUUAUUAUAAUUAUUAUUAUUGUUCAGUUUAAAUGUUCAUCUGCAACGACAAGUGUACAUUGAAUAAUUAAGGCUUAUCCAUUAAAUUAAAAAUAAUUGUUCUGUGUAUUUGUAAACGACGAAUGGAUAAAUCUUCUCUGUAAUAUGUUUAUAUAUGAAAAUAUAAAUUUAUAAUACUACAAUAAAGAAAAAAAAAAUAUAUAUAUAUAUAAAUAACAUGUAGAAUAAUGAGAUCGAUUUUAAGCAUAUUAUGAUUAGAAAAUUUUUCGCCAAUUACGACUCAGUAUUUGUUCAUCGAGAACACAAUUUUUGUCUUAGAUUUUGACUCAUUUUAUUUUAAAUUAUCGAUUUUUACUUAUUUUUUUUUAAUUAAUUAAUUAGUGAUUACUGGUGAGGAAACGUAAGAGGUAAAUAAAAAUUAAAGAUGAUCUGAUGCGAUUCCCGAUAAUUUUUACGAUUUUCUAUGUCUGCAUGAGAAAAGAACGUGGCUAUGAUUAAUAAAUAAACUUUAAAUGAAUAAUAAGAAAAAACUCUUAGAUAUAAAACUUAAUGAUGCAGGUAAAUCUGCUUUUAAUAAUAUAUGUAAUUGUAUUAAUUAUAAAUUUGUAGCAAACAAAAUGUACAGAGCCAAAUAAAUCAAAAAUAAAUG
This is a messenger RNA of Microplitis demolitor, 4377 nucleotides long. RefSeq names its product actin-binding protein WASF3 (gene SCAR). Gene Ontology annotation, molecular function: actin binding; Arp2/3 complex binding; protein kinase A regulatory subunit binding. The record is from RefSeq and is a predicted model, not a curated record. The coding region runs from base 623 to 2377 and encodes 584 amino acids. The transcript has 7 exons. Gene Ontology annotation, biological process: positive regulation of Arp2/3 complex-mediated actin nucleation; actin cytoskeleton organization. Gene Ontology annotation, cellular component: SCAR complex; cytoskeleton. Lineage: Eukaryota; Metazoa; Arthropoda; Insecta; Hymenoptera; Braconidae.